Drosophila virilis is the source of this 3868-nucleotide messenger RNA. RefSeq lists its product as uncharacterized. Lineage: Eukaryota; Metazoa; Arthropoda; Insecta; Diptera; Drosophilidae. The record is from RefSeq and is a predicted model, not a curated record.
UGUAUGUAUAUGUUUAUAUGUGUGCAUGCAUGUUUAUUUUCUGCAGAUGUGCUGGAAAUUUAAAUAAAACGAAUUUCUACCAAGUGCUCUCCUCCUCGAUUCUCAAGAAUUCAAGUAGGCCUUGCUGAUAUUUCACAAGGCAGGAAACUUUGGUUGUGGAGGAGCAACUUGUGGCGGUGGAGCAGGUGGAGGCAGCGCAGGAGGAGGUGGGCGGUUUCCCAGCAAUCUGUCAGCCAAUCAAUCAAUCAGUCAAUCAGCCAGUCAAUCAGUCGGGACAAACAGCGUUAUGCAUAGAGAUUUAUAGCUGCAGGUAUGUCUUCUACAAUCUCCUACACAUUUCGUGAUAAACUUAUAAUGCUACCCGAGCCGAAAGAUAUGUCUAUAUAUAUUUAUUAUAAGAGAAUCCUCCGCAAGAGCUUGUAACCCAGAAAUGCCAAUCAAAUUGACAUUCAAUUUGAAUCUGACCCAAUAGACAGCCGGCGAUAAUCGAUAUUUGACCUAGGCCAAUAUAGAAAUGACGACCCAACAAAUGGCUGGCUGACUCCCCCCGCCCCCGUCAGUUAGCUGUAACCUUCUCCGGUUGCCCCGCCUCCAGGGAUAAUCGAUGACUAAUUUGAUGGCUGCCUAAUACCAAAUUGAGCGUUCCUCAAAUGGCCGGGGACUUGGGCCUUAGUCUAAUCAAUGGAAACACAUUUGAAGAAUUGCGAGUGGUUGCCACGCCCCCGCCCGUGCCCCUGCAACUUGCGUCAAACGGGCGUUGGACUGUGACAUUUGGCAAUUUAUUGAAGACGGUUUCCAAUCAGAGCAAAUCAUGCGAACCAGUCGCUCCCCCCCACUCCCCAACCGCCCAUCUAAUAUGGCAAACGGAAUUUAUGGCCGCGUGCUGAGGCCGUAAAAAAUAAAAGUGCAGGCAGAGAGUGGGCCCUGCCAGGGCCUGAGGCAUGCGAGAUAGAUAAGUAUUGCAUGGAGCUGGCAAUCGUUGUCGAUUCGCUCAGAGCAUUGAAUUGGUGUUAAGCACGAACCAGAAUAUGAAUUUAGUAAUGGAAAUGGAAAUCAGCAGUUGUCACUGUCGGAGGGAGGGGGGAUUGGGACAACAGGCUGGCAGCUGGCGGCUGGCAGCAGUUGCUGCUGUUCGUUGCAGGCGUGCGGACCAACCAUGUCGAAUCAAUUGUUUUUUCUCAGCUUGGCGGACAUAUUCUCCGUGUAUCCGGCCAUCUUCAAGGAGCGCAGCACGCAGCUGCGCAAAGCCAAGCAAAUCUAUUUGCCCAGCGAUGAGGAGUGGCAGGACAAGAUGUACUUCAUGCUGCUCGAGAUUCAGCGCCAGGUGAACGAGUCCGGCAACAUCAAUAUAUCCCUCAAGGAUAUCGAUAAGCGGGACAAGCCCGUCUUCGAUCCGGAGCGCAUCACCAAAAUCAUCUCGCCCAGCAUCAGUCCCAACGGUCGGCGCAGUCGCGUCCUCAAGCACUGUCAUGCGACCACGGUGCGGAUCCGGCUGAAGGCUAGCGCUCGCUGGAAUCUGCCCACCAUCGCGAAUGCGGCCAAAUUGUUGCGGAAACCCGCCCUGGCCGUUGUCUUUCAAAAUGAGCACGAGAUGCGACUGGCCUAUUCGCUCAUCUACGAUGUUUUUCGCUAUAAAACAGUGUUGUGUAACGCCCUGUCAGAUAUCGGUUUCUUUAAGCAGGAGCAGCACAAAAAGUACAUCGAGGAUGAGCAGCGCGUUUGGUUGAUGCUCUUCGAGCUGUACGAUCGCGACUUCAAGAAUCGCAACUCGGAAUAUCAGGAACAACAGGCGCAGCUCUAUAAGGAGGCGCAAGUAACAGAAAUUGCGAAUGUGCUGUGGCAGCAUCGCGUGCGCCUGGCCGCCUCCAUCUCCCGCAUGCGGAUCGGCGUCGGCGCUCUCCGACUCUCCCAGCUGCUGCCCAUCCACCUGCAGAACGAGAAGGUGGCCAUUGCGGCGGCCAAUCCCGUUGUCACCGGCUGGAUAAAUCCCUUUCUGCUGCGCAACAAGUCGGAGGCGAACAAGAUACUCAUGGAGAUGGGCUACACGGUGCACGGGCCGGAGGAUGAGCAGCCGCUGCUGGAGCAGCACUGCAAAUGGGACAACAUUUGUCCGCUGGUGAUAUCCAUUAUACCCAAGGAUCGCAGCGAGUUCACCAAGUCGCGGCUCAUGACCAAGCACUACUUUAUCAUGCAGGACAAAAACUUUUCGUAUGGCCCGGCUAUCAUGUCCAAGCUCAUGGACUACUUCGAGCUAUAUGGUGACAUACUGCAAACCCACGUGGACUCGCCCCGCUCCACGGCCUACCUGGCCGCACUUUUCUACUCUGUGAAUCGCGUGAAUAACUUUUAUGUCUACGGCGCGGGCGCCAAUCUCAAGGAAUACCGACGCUACAUGGAAACCAUAGGCGUCAGCAAUAUUCGGCUCUUUGGCGACGCCUUCACCUCCUUUCCCAUGGAAUCGAAUCGCUUUCGCAGUGUUGUCGGCGUCUUUGCCACGCCCCCGAAUUCAUUUAGCGCCAUCUCGGAUCCAAUUGAUUUGAUUUGCUCGCGCGGCGGCGAUCUGAGCAUGCUGGAGGUGCUCACCGAAUCGGAGGUCAGCGACGAGGGCAAACAACGGGUGGGCUGCAUCCUGGAGGAGCAGCUGCUCACGCUGACCAUGUCGAUGUCGCGGCCGCAGAUCCAGUUUGUGCUCUAUCAGACCCAUUCGAUAGUCGGCACCGAGAACGAGGACAUGGUGCAGCAUGUGCUGGGCGUGAUCAACAGGCUGGCGCUGGAGAAGCAUCGUCAGGCGUACCGGGAGGUGAAGCGUCUGGAGGCCAUUGCCGAGGCUGAGGCGGCCAAUAUACCCGCGGCGGCCAUGUCCAAGGAGUCGCCGCGCAAAAAGGACAAACUGGCCGCCGAGGAUAAGCGCAAAUCCCAACCAGAACUGAACGCCAAGCCGGGCGAGCCACCAACUCCAGCUGUCCAGCUGCCGCGCGUGGACAGCAUCGAUCUGAUUGUGACGCCCGACAUCGAUGAGUUCGUCCAGGACACUGUGCCGGAUAUCUGCAUCAACCAGGACAACUGCAUCCAGCAGCUGGCGACGGGCAGCUACCUUGCGCUCGUGCGCCGCAAGGCGCUCACUCAGCUCAACGAGAAGUACCUCAUCCGCAUGGCCGAGCGGCGCGGACUCUUCGGCAAGCCGGAGCGCGACAAGACCAAGUCGCGCGCCGUCAAGCUGCAGGAGACCAGCGAGCCGCCGCCUCCGGACACGAACUAUGACAACUGCUCCGCGGGCUCGCGCACUGGAGCACAGCAUGCGGCCCGGCUGCAGCACCAGCGAGCGACCCACUCGAGCGCCAUACGUUCGCACCUGACAAAGGUGUCGACAACGCAGCGGCAGCCGAUAGCGUUUAACUUUAGGCGGCGGGAAUGCAAGCGUUUCUACGUCUUGCCCGUUUAUAUGCAUAGCACAAAGCACAACAGUCGCUUGUGGUGGCAAUAUGCCUUCAAGUGUGUCACGCGCCUGGACAGCGCUGCCGUCUGGCAUCCAAAUCUGAAAUUCAAGCUACACUGCAAGCGACAGCUGCGCAUCCGCAAGCUGAGACGCGUCCAAUGGUGCCACAGGGAGCCGCUGCGCCUUCACAUCACAGACAUCCAGCUGCUCUGCCAGGUGCGCAGUUACAGGGGGCCAUAUCAACUAAAGUCAAUCAAGUAACAGGCAAAAGUUGUUGUAGCUGCCAGAAAAAUAAGUACAUCUAUAUAAAUUACUGAAGGCAAUUGAAAACUUGAAUUUAACACCGAGUACAGCAUUUAUAUAUAAUAUAUAUUUUUAAUUUUUUAAUGAUUUGACGAAUAUUGAGCUAUUGCAAUUACCGACACUCGAAAA